AUGGAUUUAAGCCAAAGCAUUAACUCUCAAGAAGUUGUGGAAGAUGAGGAUGUUGACGAGCCAACUGCUACUCCACUUUGGAAAUAUGUCACAAAAUUUUUUGAUGAAUCACCCAAUUCCAAAGGUGGAGGUGGCUCUACAAAAUUUAUAUGCUAUUUUGGUUGCAAAUUGGAGGCUUAUACUGGUUCUUAUUCUCGAGUUCGUGCACACUUAAUAGGAAAAUUACCAGCCAACGAGCUCAAGGUACAAUCUCAAACUAUUAGGUCCUCUGAUGUGCCACGCUCAGUCACAGUUUCAAUUGACAACAUGUUUCAUAUAAGAAAUAGAGAAGAAGCGGACCGAACGGUUGUUAGGUGUCUUUAUAGCAAUGGCAUUGCUUUUAAUGUUGUGAGGUCUCCAUGGUGGGCAGAUAUGGUUACUACUAUUAAUAAUGCUCCAAAAGGGUACAAGCCUCCUAAUUAUGAGAAGGCCAUUUUUAUUAAUGGAUAUGACGUUUUUUCAAAGGAGAAAAAUGAAACAAAUAUUGUUGAUUUGUUGUUUAAAGCAAUUGAAUUUGUUGGACUCUCCAAUGUGGUCCAAGUAGUUACUAACAAUGCCACUAAUUGCAAGGCAGCUGGAGCAAUAAUUCAGCACAAUCGGGAUCUUCCCAAAGUAAAGAAGACUAGGUUUGGGCACCUUUUCAUUGUUUUACAACGUCUUGUUAAAGUCAUACCUGCUUUGUUGUCCAUGGCUCUAAGCAAACAAUGGGAAAAUUUGAGAAAAAAUACAUCAUUUCCUCAUCAGCAUGACAUUGUCCACCAAACCAUUAUGGAUGAUGAUUUUUGGAGUACAUUUCCUCAUCAGCAUGACAUUGUCCCCCAAACCAUUAUGGAUGAUGAUUUUUGGAGAAAAGCAAAAAGAGUCCUCACCAUCACAAAACACAUUUAUAAGAUGCUUAGAUUUUCAGAUUCUGAUAAGGCUGUGAUUAGAGAGGUUUAUGAGUUGAUGGAUACUCUAUUAGGGAACAUUAAGGAUACUCAUUCAAAUGAUCCUAUUGUUUAUGAUUUGAUACAUCAAUUUGUGGUGGAAAGAUGGGAUAAGAUGAACAUUCCUUUGCAUUGUCUAGCCUAUAUUCUUGUUCCUAAGUACUACAAAAAUUCUUGGUUGUCAAAAUCUGCCCCAGGUGGUGUGAGAAAGAAAAAACCUCAUUUUGAUGCUGAGGUGCAAAAGGGGUAUCUUGAGGUAAUGGAAAAAAUGAUUUCUGAUCAAACUGAAGCAGCUGUUAUAAGAAAAAAAAUUAGUGAUUUUGUCAGUUGCAAAGGAGUUUUUUCACAACCUCAAGCAGUAAAUAACAGAGCAACCAUAGAUGCACUAUCAUGGUGGCAUUUGUAUGGUGGGGCAGCACCUAAAUUAUACUCUUUAGCAUUGAAAGUGUUGUCUCAAAGUGUGAAUACUUCUUUUGCAGAAAGGUGUUGGAGUACCUAUUCCUACAUUUAUAAUGUGAAAAGGAAUAGGUUAAAUGUUGAUCGAGCUAAAAAGUUAGUUUUUGUGCACUAUAAUCAUAGACUCUUGUCAAGGUACAUGGAGGACUAUGAGAAUUUUAAAAAUUAUGAUGCACAUCCAGAAGAUGCCAGCAUUGAAGAGGAUAUUAUGGCAAUAGAAGAAAGAGAUAAUGUAUCACUUUCAGACAGUGAAGAUGAUACCACUCUUGUAGCUUCAGACGUUCAGCCAUGUCCAACUCCAACACCAUUGCCUACAUUUUCAUCAUUUCCACUUCCUACUUCUCAAGAGCAUUCAAUAGAACAAGUAGCAACACAAAGGAGACUUGAAAAAGCACGUGGCAAAAGACAGAAAAAGUGA
This is a messenger RNA of Camellia sinensis, 1839 nucleotides long. The record is from RefSeq and is a predicted model, not a curated record. Lineage: Eukaryota; Viridiplantae; Streptophyta; Magnoliopsida; Ericales; Theaceae.